GGCGGCGCCGAGGACUCCAGCAACAAGGCGCAUAUCCUCUUCGGCAGCAUCACGGAGUGGGGCCCGCAGGCGGCGAACUUCUUCCGCGCCGUCGGCUACCAGUGCCGCAUCAUUGCGAUCGCAGAGACGCGCAUGGGUGUCGAGGGCCCCAGCGAGCUGCGCGGCAAGCUCGCCAUGGACGGCUGGAAGCCCGCUGCUACCCCAGCCCUCCCGACGCAUAAAUCCGACAAGUGCACCGGCGGAGGCGAGUGGAUACUCGCCAGGCGUCGCGCGGCGGCCACUACACUGGAGGGCUAUAGGGGGCACUACCUCAAGACCAACAAGCGCCAGCCGUUCGCGGGAUUCGCCCCAGCCUUCUUGCGCACCAAGGGCGGCAGCGUCGUCGUCGUCGCUGCCUACAUUCGGCCUGGCCUCCGUGACAAGGGCGCCAACAGGGACAUCCGCAUGUCGAUCUCCACGUUCGUGGACAGGCUCGCUGGCCCUUCGAUCAUCCUGGGCGACUGGAACUACGAGCCGCCAUGGUGGACCGACAAGCCGCGGCUCACCUGCUGGAACGGCACCGUCGUCACCGACCCCUCCUGCACGGCCGCGCGCGACAAGGGCAAGGGCUCUGCCUGCGACGACGCGAUCGUCAGGAGCGACAUCGCCACCCACAUCGCCGCCCAAGCCGCAUUCGACGCGCCGUGGAAGACCCACUGCGGCAUCCAGGUCACCAUCCAGGCCGCCGAGCCGUGGAGCGACAAAGCUAUCGAGGCGUUGAGGACCAGGGCGGGAAGGUUGCAGUUCGACGCCCUCCAGGUCACCAACUACACCGCCGCCGGGGGCGACGCGCCGCUCGUCUUCCCCAGCACCGACUGGGACAUGGCCGUCGGCAUUGUCGACGCCUGCCCCAAGUUCGAGGGCCACCCCGCGGGCGCAAAGGAGGGCUGGUGCCACAUCUUCCACGCGUACGCGCCGCGCACAGCGAAGCAUGCCAACGCAGCCUACGCGCACUGGGUCGCCGCGAUGGAGAUCGCCUUCCUGGAGACGCACAACGCCCCCUCCGAGGAGACGGGCUACAAGACCGCGCGCCAGAUCAUGAAGGCCACGCCAGGGCGCACCUACCUCAAGGAUCCUGAGGCGGGGUGGUGGCAGCACUUCAGCACGCUGCUCAUCCGCUACACCGGGCAGCUCAGGAAGGGCACCCAGGCGAAGCUCAACCAGCUCGACAGCAAUGACUCCCACCAGGACCACUCCGGCUCCCAGGUCGACCCCAUGGAGGUGGACGAGCGGAUGCGGCAGGCCGCUUCGCUGGACUUUUGCGACGAGGGGGGCCUCCACCACUUCUGCGCCGCCACCGAGCGCUGGGCCAACAGCGCGAUGGCCAGGGCGGCGGGCCGCGCCCGCAAGCGCUACCUCGACGGGGCCAAGCGGGCCUGGAAGGAGCCCCCCGGCAAGCUCCACCGCAUCGCGGUGGGCCCGAGCCCUCCGAAGUUCGAGGCCAAGCUCAACGGAGUCACCGUGGGUGACCCCUACACCGUCAUGAACAGAGCUGCGGACGUCUGGCGACAGAUCUGGACCACCAGCAGCGCUCGCGAUGAGAAGCAGAUCAUCCAGGCUUACCUGGAG
Messenger RNA from Prorocentrum cordatum, 1608 nucleotides. NCBI's taxonomy places the organism in Eukaryota, Dinophyceae, Prorocentrales, Prorocentraceae. The record is from the annotation of a GenBank genome assembly.